Molecule: messenger RNA, 636 nt
Organism: Rotaria sp. Silwood2
Lineage: Eukaryota; Metazoa; Rotifera; Eurotatoria; Philodinida; Philodinidae
Source: the annotation of a GenBank genome assembly
AUGGCUUUAGGUAUUCAUCAGUGGCGUCGAUUUAGAUUUUUUGAUAAAGAAAUAGUCAAACGAAAAGAUGGAAAACCAUUAGAAGAGCUGAAACAUAUACAAGUUAUUGCAUCAACUAGUACAAAUGGUGCUGGUGAUGGUCAAUUAGUAUUUGGUUGUAGUGAUGGUUCAAUAUGUGUUAUCAAUCGUGAUUAUGAGGCAAAUCACAUUCAUAAAUUUGAUAUUUCAUUACAAUUAUUAGCACAUUCUGCAGGAGAUACACUUAUAGCUAUUGGAAUGGAUGAAAAUGAAACAAAACAAACACUUAAACUUUGGAAAACAGAUAAAGCACUUGUAGAAAAAGAAAAUACUGAACCGGCAAAAAUUAUAUCCUUAUUAGCAAAUGAUCAUCCAAAUUCAAAAAUAUGUGCUGUAGCUAUAACUGAUCGUCAUAUAGCACUUGGUUGUGAAAGUGGAGCAAUUUAUUUUUUUGUAUCAAAUGAUUUAAUUAAAGAAAAUAAAUGGCUUGAUUUAAUAAAUAGUCAACGACCUGAUAAAGAUAUUCAUGAAACAUUUCAUCGUGAAUUAGAUAAAGAACAAGAUAAAUUUGGUGUUGUUGCUGAAUUUCUUGGUCGAAGACUUUUUGAUAAAGAAUAG